Carassius gibelio (silver crucian carp) is the source of this 4086-nucleotide messenger RNA. Its product is annotated as NLR family CARD domain-containing protein 3. Gene Ontology annotation, biological process: regulation of apoptotic process. The transcript is spliced from 7 exons. Gene Ontology annotation, molecular function: protein binding. The coding region runs from base 329 to 3004 and encodes 891 amino acids. NCBI's taxonomy places the organism in Eukaryota, Metazoa, Chordata, Actinopteri, Cypriniformes, Cyprinidae. The record is from RefSeq and is a predicted model, not a curated record.
UGUGAUUUAAGUUUUAUCCAUAUACAUUUGUAAUCAAAUACAUUUGAAUUAAACUAUAAAGUUCGAUGUUUUCGAUUUGUCCGACACCGAUCUAAACAGAAAAUGCUCGAUGACUGUUGCCAUGGUCACCUCCAAAAACGCCACUUACCUUUUGUAAGCUUGUGAUUUUUAUUGUUUGUGAAACGUUGUUUCUGAAAUAUGCCUACUUCUAUUUAAAAAGAAUAAAGUUUAGACUUUUUAAACAUUUUGUUUUGACUUCCUUUGUGGGAAGGUUAGGCUUUAAUUAGGGGUCCCCAAAUGCCCUCCAUAAUCGGGAACUUUUAAAGUGAUGGAUGUUGGACCCUGUAGUGCAGAGAUUCAACAGCGUCGUGUGGAGCUGGUGGAGGACUACAGCAAACACCUGACACGCCUUCUAGACGUCCUGUUUAAUGUGGGUGCAGUGACCGAGGAGGACCUGAGUCUUAUUAAAGGUUCAGCUGUUUUGGGUGAGCGAGAAUGUAUUAGAGUUCUGCUGGAUGUGUUACAUGGGAGAGGAGAGGAAUCAUGCAGGGCUUUUCUUUACAUACUACCAAGUGUUCAAGAUGAGACCACCAAACUAGGACAGGCCAACAGGCAAGAGCAUCUAAAAAAACACAAGGACAUAUUGGCCAGACAGCAUGGCCUCUUGGACUAUCUCAGCAUCAAAGGACAGACAUUGGGACAGGAUCAGACCGGGUGCUGGACUGAUAUCACCUUCUCAAGACAAGCUGGUUAUGCAUCGUCUUCUCAACGCCGACACGAGUCAGCAGGAGUCGGGGAUGCUUUCAGGACACAUGCAGACGAGAUCUGCAUUUUCAAGGACGUGUAUGAGAAUCUGCUGUGCAGCCCAGCGAGUGGUGUGAACAUGCUGUCAGGAGUUGCUGGAAGUGGGAAAACCACGGUUGUGAGACGCCUGGUGCGAGAGUGGGCUGCCGAAACCAACUUGUCUAAGAUUAUCCUAUCUCUGUCCUUUCGUGAGUUGAACCUCAUAACUCAAGAGCAGAGCUUGCAGGACCUGCUCUCGGAUCACUACAUCCAUCUGAAACCUUUCCUGCAUGAGUUACUGAACUCAAACCCAACCCAGUUUUUACUCAUCUUGGACGGUCUGGAUGAGUUCUGCUACCCUCUUAAUUUUGAACACACUCCCAAGUGUUCGGAUCCGGAGCGUGUGCAACCUAUACAAUCCAUUGUGGUGAACCUAAUCAAAGGCAAUCUGCUUCCAGGAGUGUCCAUUUUCCUAACUUCCAGACCUCACGCGGUCUCCAAAGUUCCUCCAGUUCUGGUCAGCCAGUUUUACAGUCUGCUCGGUUUCUCUGUCGAUCAGCAGAAGCAGUACUUUGAGCAGAACUGCAGUUCUCCCGAGGCUGCCGAUGCAGUGUGGGCUUCGGUGUCGUCCCAUAAACCCCUUCUCCUCAUGUGCCACAUUCCCGCGUUCUGUUGGAUUGUGUCCACUGCUUUGCAUGAUGGCGGCUCCUGCCUUUGUCCUGAUUCUGUAAGUGCCAAGCCAGGAAACAAAGAAGGCCUUGGGGAAACCAACCAACCAAUCUCUUCAUUGGGAUCUUCUGAGGAGAACUCAAAACCAGUCACAAUCUCUGGAAUCUACUGCUGCUUUGUUAAAUCUGUCUUGCUAUUCCAUGUGCAAGGGCGUAGCGAGGGCUCCCAUCACACCAGGCUUCAGCACGCCCCUCACGUCCUUGGGGAAAUGCAGCCAAUCCUAAAAAGCCUGGGAGCUAUGGCCUUCAAAGGCCUCUUGGAGAGACGCUUCAUCUUUGAAAGCUCUGAUUUGAACUCUUUUAAUCUGGAUAGCACCAAACUCUCACAGGUGUUUCUCUCUGAGGUACUUAAAGAGGAUCGAGCAUCUCUCACCUUUGAAAAGGGCUUUCAUUUUAUCCACACUAGCGUGCAGGAGUUUCUUGCUGCCCUGUACUAUGUUCUCCAGUCACUCUCAGGAUCAGAUCCAUUUUCAGGCCUCAAACCAAGCACAGGCCGCUACCUUCAAUCUGCAUUUAAGCAAAUGGCAUCAGCUGUUAACAAAUUCAGCAGACCGCAGCAUCUCUUCCGCAGACGUAUUAAGAAGGCCCUUCACUUUGGUGAACGACAUCAGUCUGGACACAUGGAUCUUUUCUGCAGGUUUGUAAGUGGCCUGCUGGUUCCUAGAACACGUCUCAUCCUAAAUGGAUUUUUCCCUGAUGGGCCCAAGAUGCAUCUGCUCCGUUGCCACCCCUCUCCAGAGCCGACUCCACCUUUCCUCCUUCAUCUCUUACACUCCCAACUCCAGAGCUCCACCCUCAGCCCGGAGAGGCAGGUCAAUGUUUGUCACUGUCUAUAUGAGGCCCAGGACCCUGGUUUGUCACAGCGGCUACAGAGUUGGAUGAAGGUUCUUUCACAGCAGACCUCAGAUCAGUCCGAUUCGGGAAACAGGGACUGGAGCGAGCUGGCUUUCCUGUUACAGCUCAAUCCAGAUCUGCAGGUUUUAAAUUUAGAUGCUCAAGGACUCGAUGCUCAAGGAUUAUACCAGCUCCUACCAGUCCUUCCUCUCUUCUCAACACUCAGCCUGGGCCAGAAUCCUCUUGGGCCAGAGGGAGCAUCUGUGUUAUCCCUUGUUCUGAGAAACCCAGAUUGUUGCAUUCAGAGGCUUUGGGUGGUUGCAACAGGGCUUGGUUGUGAAGGUCUGAAGAUCCUCGUAGAAGCGCUGAAAGAAAACCAUACUGUGACUGAUCUUAGAAUGGCCAUCAAUAAAAUUGGAGAUGUUGGAGCUGGUUAUCUUGCAGACUUGUUGAGGACGAAUCGCACACUGACGGAUAUCAGACUUCGUGACAACCUAGUGACAGACAAAGGAGCAGAAGUCCUCAUGGCUGCCCUGAAAGAGAACACUACAUUAGAGUAUCUGUGGUUGUUUGACAACAAGUUUACCAAAGAUGGUGUCAAGAAACUGAAAGAAUUUGCAAAGACCAGACCAAACCUUGACAUUAAAGUUUGCAUCUGACCCACAACCUAAAAAAAACAGUGGAGUAGCUCCCUAAAACAUCAUUUGUAUUGCAGAACUGGUUCUUUUUCACUCACACGUUUUAUUCAUACAUUAGUUUACAUAUUGGUACAAUUGCUCUGAUAUAACACUUUUAAUACAUAUUAGACUGUUAAAUGAAUAGCUCACCCAAAAAUGAAAAAUAGCUGAAAAUGCAUUAAACCAGGGUUGCCAACUCUCACGCAUCUGGCAAGUAAUCCAAACAGUCCAUCAAUUAAAGUCUCGUGAAGAGAAAAGCAGGAUGCUUGUAAGAAACAAAUCCGUCAUUACGGUGUGUUUACACUAUAAAUAACUAUUUCUUUAACCACUCAGGCUACUACUGCCCUCUGCUGGACUUUUAAGGAGCUGUCAUUUGUAUGACAAUGAAUUGCAUAUAUUUCUUUUGUGAAAGCACUGCUAUCUUUUUAUUUUAAAAUCUGUCGCAGUUUUAGUUAAAACCAACACAGUCAGGUUUGAUUGAAGCUGUGUGUUACAUUUCGGAGGUCCUAAAAUGGGUUCUUUACCCACACCUGUUCUUCUCGUACUUGUUAUAAAUUAUUGUUUUCUUUCUCUUUUAUGCUAUAGUGUCUCAGACCUGUUUGAGAAUACAAUUGUUUAUUCCAUUUUUGUGGGUGAUUUUACAUGCAGAGCUCAGGGUUGCUCUUAGAAACUUCAUAAACAGAAGUAAAAAUGUAAGUGUAAAAUACACAAAGCCAGGGUAUUCUUUGGUUAGUAAAUGCAUUUAUUUUAAAGAUACCAUAUGAAACAUUGCUAAAAUCACAGAAGUGUAUAUUUGUGUAAAAGUGUAUAAGUGUAAAAGCAUUUUAAUCAUACAGAUAGAUAGAUAGAUGAUUUAUUUUUGAAGCAUUGCAUUAUUGUAUUCUUUUUGAAAGUUGCAUAAAAUAUGUGUAAUAUAUCAUUAAUUGUCAUAACAUCAUGAAAUGUGAAUUGUUAUAAGUAUUAUUGGUUAGUAGUGCUUGCAAUGCAAAGUACAAGUGUUGUUAAAGCAAGAUGUACAAAUAGAUGUUCAAUAAACAUAAUAUGGAUUCUUCAAAUUCCAGUUU